Penicillium oxalicum is the source of this 867-nucleotide messenger RNA. RefSeq lists its product as uncharacterized. Gene Ontology annotation, molecular function: protein binding. The transcript has a single exon. The coding region runs from base 1 to 867 and encodes 288 amino acids. The record is from RefSeq and is a predicted model, not a curated record. NCBI's taxonomy places the organism in Eukaryota, Fungi, Ascomycota, Eurotiomycetes, Eurotiales, Aspergillaceae.
AUGGAAGAGCACUCGUCACAGUCCGCCCUCACUCGGGCCUUUGCGCUCCCUGAGAUAGUGAGGGCAAUCAUGGGCCAAAUGGACAUGAGUACCCUGAUCAAAUGUCAACGAGUCUGUCGCGCCUGGACAAAGACUAUUCAACUUUCUACGUCGCUACAGCAGAACCUUUUCUUUCUUUCCCGGGAAGAUCCAUUCCAGAAGACGUCUUGGGUCUACAAUCCACUCCUCGCAGAGAUAUUUCCAUCGUUCUUUCCCCCGUCUACCACGACCGAGACAUCCGUGAAUUUUGAAACUGUUGAAUUUGCCAAGAAUUCCGAGUCUAUGAGGAUCUUUCUACGCCCGGAAGCAAGUUGGCGGCGUAUGCUGACCACGCAACCACCUAUACGCAAGGUCGGAGGGUUCGCUUGGGGUUGCAACAUGUUUGGCUGUUGGUGGUCACAGACCAAAGCUGAACCCCUCAAAGAUGGGCUUCGCAUGGGUCUGCUCUUCGAGACUCUUCUUUCCGAAAGUGGUCCAUACUGGAAACAUCAGACGUGGUGGAUUGUUUUCGGGGGCCCAACGCCCAUCAAUGCACCCAGGGUGAUCGUGGCACACCGCACUUGCUCGCAUUACAGCAGCUUCAAUUCAGAUGGAACUCAAAUGAUUCAUGAGCUUGAUCUUACACUUGUGACAGUGGGGCACACCUCCUGCAUCGAGGAUGAUUCGUAUGAAUCCGACGAAUCCGAGUGCCCACCGGAUUAUGCUAAAAGCGUCAAACCGGCUAAGGAAUUCACAUGGGAGAAGCUCCGUGCAUGUUAUCAGGAUCUGGGAGUAGACCUGUCGAAACUACGGAUGAUAGAGUACAACCAGGGAUACGAAGACCAUUAG